Messenger RNA from Amoebophrya sp. A120, 3277 nucleotides. The record is from the annotation of a GenBank genome assembly. NCBI's taxonomy places the organism in Eukaryota, Dinophyceae, Syndiniales, Amoebophryaceae.
AGCCGUUUCAGUGCAAUUUGGCUCGUUCUUUGCGUAGUUUCCCUAGAAUUUAUCAUGCGUGAGGCUCCUGCAAUGUCGUGACCGUUUACGUCGGAAAAAACUCUUGCGUCAUGACCAGCGAGAAAGUGGUUCACUACCGAGCCUCCCGGGCUUGGAUCGAGGAGAAGUUCCGACACGACGUAACGAUCGAGGUUGAUCUGGGCACGGGGAAGGUCAUAAAUGUCGUCGAUGGGACGAAGGGCGACAGUACCAGUAGCAUACCAAGGAAUAAAGGGAGCGCAGCACCAGCGAAAGUGAUUGACCUGCCGGAGAAUGUACUCGUGAUGCCGGGGUUCGUGAAUUGUCACUCGCACGCGUUUCAGCGGGGCCUCCGCGGGAAGGGCGAGGAGGGCAAGGGCGAUUUCUGGACGUGGCGCCAGGGAAUGCACCGUCUGGUGACAGAGCUGGAGGAAGAGUCUUUCAAGAAGCACUGUCUGCGUUGCUUUUUGGACAUGCGGGACGCGGGAGUCACGUCCGUCGGGGAGUUUCACUACUUUCACCACGGAAGGGAAAAACUACAAGCAGCGGCGUCAAGCACGUCCUCGAAGAAUUCUACUUGGGCGUACCGGUACGACGACCUGAUUCUGCAGGCGGCAAAGGAGGCGGGUAUCCGGAUCGUGCUGCUUUCGGCCUACUACGCCCGCGGGGGCGUGCAGCAGCCUGAAUUGAACGCCGGGCAGAAGCGGUUUCGUACGACGGUGGGGAAGGACGGGUCGGACCGCGGGUCCGUGCAGUCGUUCCUGCGUGACCAGGUGGAAGGAUGUGCCGUGCAGUGCGAGAAAACGCAAUCGGUCGGCGUGGUGGCGCACAGCAUUCGCGCCCUGACGGUGGAAGAUCUGCGAGAGCUCGUGGGCUACGCAAAGAGAACGAACCGCCCGUUUCACAUGCACAUGGAGGAGCAGCGACAGGAAAUUGAGCAGUGCAGGGCGGGCAACGGCGGCCGCACGCCGUUGCGGUGCUUUCUGGACGCCAGUCCGCCUGGCGAUUUGUCCUACUGCACGCUGGUGCAUUGCACGCAUUCAAACGGGCCCGACAUGGCCGAAUACAUGGGGAAGCGGGGUGGCAACGUCUGCGUCUGCCCACUGACGGAGGGAUCGCUUGCGGACGGGCUGCCGCACGAAAUCACGCAGCGGCCCGAUCGAGUGGUCGUCGGAUCGGACUCGAACUUGCGCAUCGAUUUGCUCGAGGAGGCACGGUGGCUAGAGUACGGUCAGCGUGUGCGCACAGAGGAGCGAGGCCACUUUGGCGUGUCGGAUCUGGUUCGCGUGCUGACGACUAACGGGGCGCGGUCGUUGGGUCUGCCCGUGGGAAAAAUAGCGCGCGGCCACUUUGCGGACUUUGCGCUACUGGACUGCAGCGUGCCGGUGCUGCAGAACGCGUUGGCGACGGGCGAAGAGUGUCUCGCGGCCUGCCUCUUCGGCUGUUCGGGGGCGGAAGUAGUGGCUGGGACAGUUGUCGGCGGGGAACUUCGUGCGCGCCCGAACAGCACGAUGCCGCGUAUUUUGCAGCCAUGGAUUCUUGAGGGCGUCAGUGGUGGCAAGAACUACACUAUUGGCACUACUUCCGGGACGAGCGGGGGUGCACUCACGCGAGACGAGCGCUGCGAUUGCCGAUGGCGCGUGGAUAUGAUCGAAGAGUGUGAGCCGGUUUUAGAGGGGCCGCAAGGUCGUGGUCUUGGGAAGGACUCCAGCCCAGCAGGAGCACCGCAGCAAUCGCAGCAGAAAACAGCGGAGAACUUGCAGCAGAUUUUGCAGCACCCCGCACCCGAUGUGGUCGAUCUCGCUCGGGCGUUGAUCGACAUCGACUCGGUUUCUGGCACGGAGGUGCCCAUGGCCAACGCGCUGUCAACGUGGUUCCAGGCGCACGGCUACGACCUGGACCUGCAGUCCGUCGAGCCGGAGACUGGGAAGCCUGGCGGCGGGUCGCGCUUCAACGUGCUCGCGUGGCCGAAAGGCACCAGAGUUGCGGACUUGCCCAUCAUUUUCAACACGCACAUAGACGUGGUGCCGCCAUACUUUCCCAGCGACCUCAAGCUCGACAAAGACGGACGGGAAAUCUUGACUGGGCGCGGCGCGUGCGACACCAAGUCUUUGAUCGCAGCGAUGCUGCUCAGCGUGCAAACGCCAAUCCUGAAGCCGCACCGGCAGAAGAUCGGUUUUCUCUUCGUGGUGUCGGAGGAGACCACGCACCAGGGUAUGAAAAAGGCGAACGCGCUGCCGUUGGACAGCUUGAAAUAUCUGAUCGUGGGGGAACCGACGGCGGGCAAGGUGAUGCGGUACCAAAAAGGCAUUCUAAAAGUGAAGAUCGACUGCGAGGGCGUUGCGGCGCACAGCGGGUACCCACAUCUCGGGGUGAGCGCCACGGAGCUGCUGCUGGAUGUGCUGGAGAAAGUUCGGAAGACGGAUUUUCCCAGCUCGAAACUGAUCGGGCAAACCGACUGCAACAUCGGUUUUCUGGACGGGGGGCAAGCGAUCAACGCGCUGCCGGAGCGCGCAAGUGCGAGCUUGAUGUUCCGACUGGUGUCGAAGCCUGAGGUGGUUUGGGUGGAGUUGGAGAAAAUUCUUAGUGACGCAAACCAGAAGGCCGGGCAGGAACGGGUGCGUCUCACGAAGAUCAGCGAAAACGCGCCGGUAGACCUCACGCACGUGGACAAGUAUUUGGGAAAAAGCGGGAACUGGCAAUUUGGAACCGCCUGCUUCAAUACGGACAUCCCGUACCUGCAGACUUCCGCCAAAGCCUUUCUGUACGGACACGGAGACAUUUGCGACGCGCACUGCCCUCGGGAGUUCAUCGGCAUCGAGGACUUGCGAAACUGCGUCACCGCGUACGCGCAGCUGGCAAGUCAACUGUUGCUCUUUGAAGAAGCGUCCGCCUUUCCACCCGCCUCGAAACUGUAGUAAGCAACAUUUUGCAUCAUGACAAGAUCUAUUUCUGACGCUAGUGUGGGAAUGAAUGGUGGUAAUAAAUGAAUGUGGUAUAAUUGAAGUAGUAGUCGAGGAGAAGGUAGCCGGAAUUGUAGCGUUUUGAAAAAUUCACAAAAGGUCGCCGGAUGCUGGAGGACCGGCAUCAAAGAGGCAUCGAGUUUAAGAGCUUUUCGAUGCGCUAUAAGCCGAGACUGCGAUUGGCACUACGUUUGUUGAAGUUGAGGUACUACUAGGUUGUCACUCAACGUGAACUCUUCCUAACUGAACGCACCGAAGUACCCAGAUGAUUUUUUGAAGGAUGAUCACUAUCACAG